CUCAAGUAUUUGUUGUUCCAAAAGAAUUGCCUGUCCACGUGUCUCCGCAGCGGGCGUACCAUUGGGACUUUGACACCGUAGCGGAUACGCUGAACUCGUGACGGUGAUCUACGAAGGAACUGCAGUGCCCGCUUCAACAUCUUUUACCGCAACAAUUCAAGUCGCAGUUGGCAGCGGAGGCACUCGGUCAGGGGAAGGUGGUGGAGCUGCAGCCAGGGCGUUCUUCUAGCAGCUCAUCGCUGAAUCCAUCGCCGUCUUCGAUCAACGCCGAGCGUAGAAGCAUCCUCGCGUCGUCCUAGAUGUCUCCGCUCUCUUGUGUCUCGGAAUCCUUUCAAAGUCAACAUCUGAUUCAGAUUGCCUUACCAAACUACAAACAUUCCUACAUCUCGAGGACAAUCUAUAAACGACGCAUCAUCACUUCCCAUACAAAAAUGAAGUCACUACACGAACCGCUGCUUUAGGCAGCUUCACGACUUCAGGCGAUGCUGCGCCGGGCGAUUCAGCGAGCGCGGCUGCAUCUACCGGCGCCCAUCGGUCACGACAACGGCGGUGGUGGAUCUUCCAGUGAUGAAGAAGACUUCCCUCUCAGCCCAAGCGUUGCCUACACUUCCUUACGCGACGAUGAAUCCGUCCGCGACCAUUUUCGCAAGCGCCCAGAGGAUGUUUCCGGUGUACAUUUGAUCAUCGCGGAGGGGAUAGUCAAAGCGAGGAAAGGACACGUGGCGGAGCUGUCCUUGGAUGAGCAGAGACGUGCUGCGGACGCCUGGAAUCGAUUGCAGACGCUCUAUGGGCUAUUCCAGGAGCUAGAAGCCGCCGCGGACGAGGACACAGAAGACAGCGAUACUGAGAGCGUUGAAGCGGAAGAAAGGGAGAAGAGAGGGCCAAAGGAGACUCGACGACGACGCAGACGUGAUGACGGACUGCGGUCGCUCCUGCAGGAGGUGCAACUGCCUCCCGGUGUGAUCUUCCGGGACCUACAGACAUUGUCGGUGACCGAUGGUAGUGACGACAAUGCCAUGCCCCAGGGAUUCACAGCCGGCAUGUUUGCGGCACUGGGCAAUGCCAUGUACAAAGAGAUGCUCGUGGCGGCGGAGCAGAAUCGAAUCAGCCCCGACGCGUUCGAGGAACUCGGCAACUGCCUCUACGCCGAAGCGGCGAGUGUGGCAGUGUCGGCGACGGCGUAGGUGGAGGUGAUGGUUGCCGUGAUAAGUUAGCUAUGGUAUGACUAGUUUCUUUAUUUUAUUGCUCGGUGGUGUGGAGUAUCACCUCAAAAACCAAAUGAAAAGGCCCAAAUAAUGUGCAUGUAUCAAGACUUUGUUACC
Messenger RNA from Phytophthora nicotianae INRA-310, 1322 nucleotides. RefSeq lists its product as hypothetical. NCBI's taxonomy places the organism in Eukaryota, Oomycota, Peronosporomycetes, Peronosporales, Peronosporaceae. The coding region runs from base 483 to 1184 and encodes 233 amino acids. The transcript has a single exon. The record is from RefSeq and is a predicted model, not a curated record.